Mustela lutreola (European mink) is the source of this 595-nucleotide messenger RNA. It is a transcript of the gene LY6G6D, whose product is annotated as lymphocyte antigen 6 family member G6D. Gene Ontology annotation, cellular component: external side of plasma membrane. Bases 86 to 511 code for a protein of 141 amino acids. The transcript has 3 exons. NCBI's taxonomy places the organism in Eukaryota, Metazoa, Chordata, Mammalia, Carnivora, Mustelidae. Gene Ontology annotation, molecular function: acetylcholine receptor inhibitor activity. Gene Ontology annotation, biological process: acetylcholine receptor signaling pathway. The record is from RefSeq and is a predicted model, not a curated record.
CAAGGCAAGGGGGAUAUAAGGCUGGCGGAUCGGGGCCAGGGAGGGGGGUGGGAGAAAGGUGAUACUGACAUUGCUGGCAGACACAAUGAACUCUCUACUGGUCGCUGUCCUGCUCAGCACCCUACUGGGGUCUGCCCUGGGAACCCGCAUGCGGUGCUUCCAGUGCAAAGGAGAUUCCAGCAACUCCUGCAAAGAGACGGUGGCCACCUGCGGGGAGGGGGAGCACUGUGGCUUCCUGGAGCGCAAGCCCCAGCCUGGCCCCGGGCAGAACCAGCUGUCUGGAAACCCCUCAGUGACCUUGAUUCAUCACUAUCGAGCCUGUGUGGCGGCCCAUCAUUGCAAUCAAGUGGAAACGGAGUUGGUGGGAGACGUGACUUACACAACCCACAGGGAAUGCUGCGUCGGAGACCUGUGUAACAGCGCUGUGGCAAGCACCGUGGCCCCGCCAUGUGUGUUGGCUGCAGCAGCCGCCGCCCUGGCCUGGCUCUUGCCAGCACUGUGGAGAGACUAGUAGGCUGGGGCGGGAGGAGCAAGGGAGCAAGGGAACAAAGGAGAGCUGAGGUGAGAAGACAAAAAACCCUCUGUGAGCCAUUAA